Molecule: messenger RNA, 5678 nt
Organism: Xyrichtys novacula (pearly razorfish)
Lineage: Eukaryota; Metazoa; Chordata; Actinopteri; Labriformes; Labridae
Source: the annotation of a GenBank genome assembly
GCGUCUUUAGCAGGCGGCCCGCCCAUUUCCUUUAGGAAAAAAGUAGUCAGCUAAUUUUUAGCUGACAUCUUUGUAUUUUUAGCAGUUAGCCAGAGUUGCUUAGUAACUUUUCAAGGAAUCCGGUGUCUCAAAAUAUAUACGCGACUUUCACGAAGUCCACGCUGUGAGCAAGAGCAGUUACGCGGCCUUUGAAAAGGUAAUUUUUGGCUCGCAGGGCAGUCCUCAGUACUGGUCUGGCCGUCCGCAGCGGCGGACGGUAAUGGCGGCUGUUGGCUUGUCAACUUCUCGCCGUUUUACGAAAAGGGAAGGAGUAGUUAGCUUAAUGGCUCCCCGUAUCGCUGACGUCUAUUGACGCGUUAACUUGCGUGCCAGUGACAGUGUUGCUCAUAUUUGCUCAUUGAGACAAAAGCUCGUCCGUCCUGUGAACAAGAGUGAAUGUUGGCUCGUUUGUAACCCUGAAAAACUGUUUUUAACGGUUUGAAGUGGUUAACAUCCGUUUUACUGAAUGUUAGCUACCGUUAACUAGCACGUUGGUUAGGUCGAACAUUCUCGCAGUUGUGAUUUGAAGCACAAGUUUGCAUUUCAUGCCCGUGUUUUUCACUUGCAGAGAAAAGUCAUUUACUGUUUUGCUGUAACUUAAACAUAAAAAAACUUCGUAGUAUUUACUCUCGGGCCUAGCCUUGCUUCAUGUGAACAUUGGCUGCAGUGGCUAACUAACUGAAACAAAGAGGAAGUCCAUCUUUAUGUGGCUUGAAGUCGCUUGUGCUCUUUGCUAAGCAGUUAUCACAAAGAAACAGUGUAUCUCUGACCUAUUUACUGUCAAUCGACGAGAGUUGCAAAUUAACUAAUACAAACAAAUAACCUACAAGUCACACCACAGUUCAACUUACGACAUGCAGACAGCCCCGCAACAGAGAGUUGUGUAUUACGAUCAGAGCUGGUGUAAAAUAGUAAUAUUCAUUUAUUUGUUCCCAGUUACUAUGGAAGAAGUACAACAGAGCAGCAAUGGCACUGAUUCACAGACUGCAACCAUUCCCACAACCAUCACAACCUCUCAGUUCUCACAGAUAGCUCAACAGGUAAUUGCUAGAUCCCUUUCAAAACAGCAUUAAAAUUACUUUACAUAAAUACAUAUAUAUAUAUUUUUUUUCUUUACCGAACUUUUGCUCUCCUAAAACACCACUCAUCUAUUCCAUGCUAAAAACUGAAAAAUGAGCUAGAUGAUUUCCAAAGUAUCCCAAAAGUUUGACAAAGACUGCUACACAGACCAGUCUCAUAAAAAAAAAAAAAAAGAUCAAUACAAAAAUGAACUGGCUAAAUUACUGGAUUAUAUUUGAAAUUUUUUAGAUGCUCACUCUUAUCACACUGUGAAAGCAAAGACUCAAACAAGACUAGUCUUUAAGUGUUGUGAUUAUAAAAAAAGAAUACCUGAGAUCUGGGCUUUAAUGUGGGGUGUGUGUCCUAUUUAUCUCUGUGUAAACUCUGAUUUGAGUUCAUAGGCUUUGAUAAUUAAUAGACACUUCACCUCCAUUAACAAUAGGCAUACACUGCUUCAAAAGUAUGACUAAAAAUAACAAUGUAAUUGGUGGCACAGUUGUGUGUUUUUUUUUGUGCCCUUUCAAAUCAAGUCCCACAGUUUGGAUUUCAUGGUAUAUAUUCUAAAGAUUUCAGCCCUUUGCAGUAAUGGUCAAAUACUAACAGCGGUUAUGAAAACUCAAUCCCAAUAUUAAAGAAUUUCAAAUGAAGUGCCUCUUUGCACACUUUUAAAAAUGUAGCUUGAAUGCUACUUCCAGGACAAAAUCAUAAUACUUUAUGAAUUUAGAAUUGAUGUUUGUUUGUUUUUUUUGCAGAUGUCACUGGGUGGUGGAUCUUCGGUGGCCGUUGUACAGCUACCAGGGGGUCAGUUUCAGGUUCAGGGAGUGAUCCAAUCUGCACAAUCAUCAGUCAUUCAGUCCCUUCAGGGGCAGACUGCACAGGUGAGACCACCUGGUUUCCUUUAUACUAAAGUGAAUUUUAAACAAUGACCUAUAAGCUUGCGUGUGUUACUGUAUCUGUAUUCUGAUAAUCUCCCUCCCCUCUGAAAAGGCCCAGGGUUCAGAUAGUGAAGAUUCACAGGACUCAUCAGAUAGUGGAGCUGCUGCCCAGAAGACGAGAGAAAUCCUGGCAAGAAGGCCGUCAUAUAGGUAAAAUGAAAACCAUAAAAUUCUAGACCCAACACAUUGUAAGAUAAAUCUAAACCCUCUUCCUCUCACCUUGCAGAAAAAUCCUUAAUGAGCUUUCAUCAGAAGAAGUGACACAUAUUGAGGCCAAGGACAACAGCCCAACAUCCACAGGAGUCACAGGUGUUACAGUACCCUCUACCCCCAUCUACCAGACUAGCAGUGGCCAGUACAGUAUGUACUUCUCCUUUCUGUUGUAUAUGACUGAAAAAGGGCAGCUGCUAUGGUGGGGUUGAUUAGUCUGUGAAAUUACUGCCAAGAGAAAUUCUGAAUGAUUCUGAUUUUGUGUUUCCUUCAUCUAACGGGAUAUGUGUGGUUUUUGUAGUCACCAUUUCAGCUAAUGGCACAAUCCAGCUGGCGACUCCAGGGUCGGAAGGCAUUCAGGGAUUACAGGCCGUUGCCAUGGCAAACCCAGGUGGAUCCCAGCAAGGCACCACCAUCCUUCAGUAUGCCCAGACACCUGAUGGCCAGCAGAUACUGGUGCCUAGCAACCAGGUUGUGGUACAAGGUGAGGGAAAUAUCAUAAUAAUAAGAAUAUUACUAUAAACUAUAUGAAUAAUAAUAGUUAUUGUUUAUGUUGUACUUUUAAAAGUAAGUUACAAAAUGCUUUACAAUUACAGGUAGUUAACCAAAUAGAAAUCAAAUACCCAGCUGUUCACUGUAGUUAUUAAAAGCAAUACAACAAAAACAAGAAACAGUAAUUUGAUAAUGACUGAAGGCCACAUACACAAUGCAGUGUUUAAGAGAAAGUCAAAUAAGAGAAGUGCGUUUUCAGAAAGGAUUUUAAAAGAGGACACUGAAUUUGCUUGUCUAACAUACUCAGGUAGGGAGUUCCACAGUUGUUGAGCAUGAACUGCAAAUGCUCAGUCAUCUCUUGUGACCAGUCGAGGUUUAGAAACCUUAACUUGGGCCCUACUGGAAGACCUCAGGCUGCAGUCAAACUCAUAGAGUGUUAGCAGCUCACAGAUCCAGGCUGGAACAUGGCUUUAAAGAGGGCUUUAAAAACUAGUAGUAAAAUCUCUGUCUAUUUUAGAACUGACAGGGAGCCAGUGAAGGGCAGGAAGGACUGGUGUUACGUAGUCAUCUCCUUUGCUGUGUUCACAGUCUGGCACCAGCAUUUUGAAUCAGCUGUAGUCUUUGGAUGUUGUGCUUGCUGGUGUCAGAAUUAAGUGCAUGGCCUGUUUUUUUUGGCAGUGUUUCUAAAUAUUAAAUAGUUCUUUCUAGUUAUUUGCUGAUGAAGUUACCUUUAUAAAAUAGUCUGUAGCUCUGGAAAAAAAACACAGCUCCUUCUUUUAUUCCACUGAUUCCAGAGAAGAACACGGUUGCAUAUAUUAAGAGCAAUCAUGGUCAACAAACAAAACAAAGCAAAACCUAAAUAAAUACUUAUAAAUUUCAAGUAAAGGACAAAGUGAAGAAGUUGAAAUGUUCCUGUCAACACUUCAGGACUGAGAUUUGUCAGGUAAUGAAUGCUAUGUGGCAAAACUGCAGUGAGCCCUGAAGUAACAUUUCUACUGUAAUGUUCCUCUCAGGUGCAGGAGGAGAAAUGCAAGCAUACCAAAUCCGCACAGCGCCUACAUCCAGCUCCCUGCCUCAGACUGUAGUUAUGACCUCUCCUGUGGGCUUAUCUCAGGGCAAGAGUGAUGACCCAACAAUGAAGAGAGAAAUCAGGCUUGCAAAAAACAGGUAUGUUUGAAUCCUUUUCUCUCCACUGAAUGGAUAGAAAGUAUUUUUGUUGUUCAAGUAUAGACCACAGCUCCUUUUUGAACAAAGCCUUGGAUAUUUGGUGGAUGGUUCAUUUAUAAGUUUGCAAAUGUUGAGCCAGUUCCAACUAGAAACAAACCGAGCAUGCCAAUAAGUUAGUUUUUUUUUUGCAUUUUAUUUGUUUGAUUGAGUGACUGCCGUUAUUUGUUGAGCAUGGAAACAUGCUUUUCUUGAUGAAUUGUAAAUGAUCUUGGCUGAUUAUUUUUAUUUUAUUCAUUUAUGUAUUUUGCACACAUAUAAAAUUGGUUUGAUUAUAAAGAUUAUUGUAUUUGAUUAUAAUACACAUAAAGAUGUGUCAUGUGAGGUCAAGAGGCCAGCAGGCUCAACAUUAAAAAAACAAUACAAAUAAACAAUGAAGAAAAAAGGAAAGUGAAACUUGGGAGCAGUGUCGGAAGUUAACUUUUUUGUCCACCUACCUGUGUGGCUGUUGCAUUUCAGAAUCUACCUCCCACUCAUUAUUUAAACAGACAGUAGUGUGUAUCAUAGACAAUGCUGUAUGUUAUAAAGGAGUUAUUGAAGGCCUCCUCUUGCUUAUCUAUAUGGUUUUAGUUUAAAGAUCAUUAUCUCAAUUUCAAAGGAAAUCCUGUCAUGCUCUUUUCUCUGCUCAUAAAGAGACUGUUACCUAUCAAAUUCUAGUUUAUUACUUUAGUAAUAGUUAUAAUUAUAAGCAAAUGAGUAAUAAUUCAAUGCAUUUCAACAUCUUAGUAUUGUCAAUACAUGUAUACUGUCAUUCUGUGAGAAACAGUUAUAUAGUUGUCUUCAAUAGAGAUAGACAAUAACAUACUUCUUUCGGUUGGACUAAACUGCACGUUUCUUCCUGUUUCAGAGAGGCAGCCCGUGAAUGUCGACGCAAGAAAAAAGAAUAUGUCAAAUGCCUGGAAAACCGUGUAGCUGUUCUUGAAAACCAAAACAAGACACUUAUCGAAGAACUCAAAACAUUAAAGGACCUUUAUUGUGUUAAGACAGGAUAAAAUGUUUGAGUAAAGGUCGGAGGUUAAUACACAAUGUGUGAGUGAUCUGGGAACGUCUCAGCUCAACCAGUGGGACGUGAACGGGGUUUCUGGGAACACUUCAUUUCAGGCUGAGAUCUGUCUCUCUCUCUUUUUUUUUUACUGUUUGAUAUUAAAGUGACAUGUGAUGGCAGUGAAAUAUACUCAACAAACAAACAAGAAAUUGGCAAUUUUUCCACCUGCUGUUUUUUUUAAAAUUAUGCUAAUGCUAUAACAUUUAUAGUUAUGUACAUUUUUAAUACUGGGAGGUUUGAAAUUGUGAGCUUUAACUUGGAGUCUCAGUUUCUAAUUAUGUCCCCUUUUGUCAUGUGUUUUUAAAAUGUUGCUGUAGAUUUUUUUUUUUUAUUUUAUCUAACAGCAUCUGCAGGAUUUGGGCUGUACACUUCCAACACAGAAAUAAUUCCUCUAUAUUUUGUAAACCAUCAGAUUUCCUCAUUUCCCUGCAAUGGAGAUGUUACAACUGUCAUUCCUAACUAUUGUGCAAUGGAAUAUAAAGGGUAACAGAAACGCUGACAGUGAGUGGUGUUUGAUCGUUGUUUUUUGGCAGUUACUUAGACAAUCAGGGAAAAAAAGCACAGUGUCCAGGUAAUAUUUAUUAUGUACAUCUUGGGAGGGGUUGGGGAAAAGAAAAACGGUGUAUGAAAUGUUGCUAAUUCUGUAAGUAAAUAAAUAUAUUUUCACUGAAAAA